Molecule: messenger RNA, 1509 nt
Organism: Malassezia sympodialis ATCC 42132
Lineage: Eukaryota; Fungi; Basidiomycota; Malasseziomycetes; Malasseziales; Malasseziaceae
Biological process (GO): transmembrane transport
Cellular component (GO): plasma membrane
Molecular function (GO): transmembrane transporter activity
Source: RefSeq, a predicted model, not a curated record
AUGGAAGAUUCGGCGGACCCGACGUCGUGGCUCCCGUCGCGCGAUUCCUCGUCUCUGAGCGAUAGUGAUAUCGAAAAGAAAGGUGCUGGGGCGUCGCCUGCCUCGUCGAGCGUUUCUGUGCAUGAACCAUACUCGGCGUUUAGCCAGAGCGCCAAAACCUUCCUGGUUGUAUGUGCGUCCGCCUCGGCGUUCAUGAGCCCGUUUGCGAUCAAUAUCUAUAUGCCAGCCGUGCCGAACAUAUCCAGUGCGCUGCAUAUAUCAGAGGGUGAGGCCCUGCUAUCUGUCACCAUGUACAUGAUCUUCCAGGGCCUCUCGCCGUCCCUGUGGGCGCCCCUGUCAGACACGUAUGGCCGGCGGCCCAUCUUGCUCUGCACGUUUCUUGUGUUCCUCAUCGCCAAUCUGGGCCUCUCGUUCGCCAACACGUACUGGCUCCUGCUCGUGCUGCGCAUGCUCCAGGCCUGUGGUGCGAGCAGUGCCAUUGCCAUCGGCGCCGGCUGCAUCUCCGACGUGUCGGAACAAAAGGAGCGCGGCUCGUACAUGGGCUACUUCCAGUGCGGCACGCUCCUAGGCCCCUCGAUCGGUCCGGUAAUUGGUGGAUUCAUGGCGCAGGCCUGGGAUUGGCACGCCGUCUUUUUCUUCCUCUCAGCCUUUGGCGGCGCGUACCUGCUGUUCCUUGUCCUCUUGCUGCCGGAGUCGCUGCGUGCGCUGGUCGGUCGAGGCGAUAAGGAGCCAGUGUCGAUAUGGCGCACCAUUGUCCCCCUGCGCCUCGUUCCCAAAGACAGCGAAAAGCGCGAGCCCAUGGCCCUGCCGCCCAAGUUGCACGUCCGCACCCUGGGGUUCGGCCGGCCCUGGUGCAUGUAUACCCGGCCGGACGUCGCGCUCAUGAUCGCCUGCUAUGCCAUCCCUUUUGGCGGCUUCACCGUCAUGAGCUCGACGCUCUCCACGAUCUUGUACGACCAUUACCAGUAUAAACCAUGGGAGAUGGGCCUCUGCUUUCUCUCAAUUGGCAUGGGCAGCGCCACGGGGAGCGUGGUCGGCGGCUGGCUCCUCGAUCGCGACUACGCACAUGCAUGGGAUAAGCACGGGCACGAGAUGAACCUGCACCACACACGCAUGAAGCACAUGGGCCGACUGAAUCUCGCCUUCUGCCUCCUAUUCAUUGCCAACGGCUGGCUGCUGGACCAGCGCAUUCACGUCGCGGCUCCUCUCGUACUCCAGUUUUUUGCGAGUAUGGCUGCCAUUAUGUACUAUAACUGUAUCAACACUCUCCUCGUGGACCUGGAUCCCGAGCGUGCCGCUUCCAUCACGGCGGCCCUAAACAUUGGGCGCUGCAUCACAGGCGCCGUGUUCGUCGCUGCCGUCCAGUACAUUGUCGAUGCGAUCGGCUAUGGCUGGACUAUGCUGCUCAUCGGUCUCCUAUGCGCACUCCUGCCCAUUCCCAUGCUCUGGGUCGUCACGCGACACGGCCCCAAGUGGAUGCAGCGGCGCCAAAAGGCCUCGAAUCUAUAG